GCCGGCCGGCCCGGCUCCACCUCGGCUCCCCACCCUCGGCCCGCUCUCAGCCGCCGGUCUGCCCCGCAGCAGCCAGCCCCGUCUCCGGCAGCAUGUUCAGCUGGGUCAGCAAGGAUGCCCGCCGCAAGAAGGAGCCGGAGCUCUUCCAGACGGUGGCCGAGGGGCUGCGGCAGCUGUACGCGCAGAAGCUGCUGCCCCUGGAGGAGCACUACCGCUUCCACGAGUUCCACUCGCCCGCGCUGGAGGACGCUGACUUCGACAACAAGCCCAUGGUGCUCCUCGUGGGCCAGUACAGCACGGGCAAGACCACCUUCAUCCGGCACCUGAUCGAGCAGGACUUCCCGGGGAUGCGCAUCGGGCCCGAGCCCACCACCGACUCCUUCAUCGCCGUCAUGCACGGCCCCACCGAGGGCGUGGUGCCGGGCAACGCGCUCGUCGUCGAUCCGCGGCGCCCCUUCCGCAAGCUCAACGCCUUCGGCAACGCUUUCCUCAACAGGUUCAUGUGUGCCCAGCUGCCCAACCCAGUCCUGGACAGCAUCAGCAUCAUCGACACCCCUGGGAUCCUGUCGGGAGAGAAACAGCGCAUCAGCCGAGGCUAUGACUUUGCGGCCGUCCUGGAGUGGUUUGCUGAGCGUGUGGAUCGCAUCAUCCUGCUCUUUGACGCCCACAAGCUGGACAUCUCUGACGAGUUCUCAGAAGUCAUCAAGGCUCUCAAGAACCAUGAGGACAAAAUCCGUGUGGUGCUGAACAAGGCUGACCAGAUCGAGACGCAGCAGCUGAUGCGAGUGUACGGGGCCCUCAUGUGGUCCCUGGGCAAGAUCAUCAACACCCCCGAGGUGGUCAGGGUCUACAUUGGCUCCUUCUGGUCCCACCCACUACUCAUCCCCGACAACCGCAAGCUCUUCGAAGCUGAGGAGCAGGACCUCUUCAAAGACAUCCAAUCUCUGCCCCGAAACGCUGCCCUCAGGAAACUCAACGACCUGAUCAAACGAGCAAGGCUGGCCAAGGUCCACGCCUACAUCAUCAGCUCCCUGAAGAAGGAGAUGCCCAACGUCUUCGGCAAAGAGAGCAAAAAGAAAGAGCUGGUGAACAACCUGGGAGAGAUCUACCAGAAGAUUGAGCGGGAGCAACAGAUCUCCCCCGGUGACUUCCCGAGCCUCCGCAAGAUGCAGGAACUCCUGCAGACCCAGGACUUCAGCAAGUUCCAGGCCCUGAAGCCCAAACUGCUGGACACAGUGGAUGACAUGCUGGCCAACGACAUCGCCCGGCUGAUGGUGAUGGUGCGGCAGGAGGAGUCGCUGAUGCCCCCCCAGGCCGUGAAGGGCGGUGCCUUCGAAGGCACCAUGAACGGGCCCUUUGGGCACGGCUAUGGCGAGGGGGCUGGCGAGGGCAUCGAUGAUAUUGAGUGGGUGGUGGGCAAGGACAAGCCCACCUACGACGAGAUCUUCUACACGCUGUCACCCGUCAACGGCAAGAUCACGGGCGCCAACGCUAAGAAGGAAAUGGUGAAGUCCAAGCUGCCCAACACCGUGCUGGGGAAGAUCUGGAAGCUGGCCGACGUGGACAAGGAUGGGCUGCUGGACGACGAAGAGUUUGCCCUGGCCAACCACCUCAUCAAGGUCAAGCUGGAGGGCCACGAGCUGCCCGCUGACCUGCCCCCACACCUGAUCCCGCCCUCCAAGCGGAGGCAGCAGUGACCGGUCUCCCCUUCUGUGUGUCCCCCAUGCCACCCGGGCAGGCAGAGGCCUGGGGGACAGAGGUUGCAGGGAGGGGAAGGGGCACCAUUUCUCAAGGUCCAUAAAGACUGAGCGGAUGUUUCCUCAGCUCUUGAAAAGGAAAACCACCAUCUUUCUUUUAAGGCUGUUCCUGGGCCCAGUGGGGGAGGUAGGGGUGGUACUCGUAUGUGAAUGAUGGAAUUUUAUGCACCAGAACUAUGGAUAUUUUUAAUAUAUAACGUUAGAGGCAGCACUCUCUUGCCUCCUCCUCUGUCUGACAGCCCCAUGCACGCACAGCCUCUGUCCUCUCCCAGGCUCUGGCCCUGGCUCUGGCCGAUCAGCGUGGCAGCCCCUGUGACCACAGGGCGCUGGCCUGCCCGCCCACCUAGUGCACCCCUUCUGGCGGCUGCCAGGCCAGGAUUUUGUGCACAGGGACACUGGGCACCCUCGGUUUGUGUCUCAGCUGAGGGUGGCUCCGUGGGGCAGGGGCUUCCUGCCCCGCCAGCCCCUCCCUGCGCCCUGUGUGCAGCUGGUUCUUGUGCCUUUCCCCUUCCUGGCACGGCUGCCAGGGCGCCCCACUCUUUCCUCCUACCCACCGGCCCUGACGCUCCACCCCAGCUCGGCAGUCACAGAAGCAAGGCCCAGCCUUUGUCUUUUUGGGGGGUGAAGAGAGAGCAUCUUCCAGAAAAAUAUAUGCUAGUUUUUGUUCUGUGAAGUGACACCUUUCAUACUUGACUGAAUUUUCCAGUGACUUCCUGACCACUUGUUCAGAAGCUGUGAUUUUUGUCUCCCUUUCCCCACGCUCCAGCCUGGGGGUAGCUCCACCCAGGAGCCCUUAGAUGUGGGUGGGUGGGGAGUACGCCCCUCCAGGGGCCCCAGGGUUUAUUUCCUGGCUGAGUAGGGGGUUGUCAUCCCAGCUCCUACCCCCUCACUUCACUGGAGCUUUUUGGUAUGUUCUUCACCCUUUGGGUAGGUGGUGGGUCCUCCUGAACCUGGUGUGGUUUGGUCCUGGAAAGGAAGCCCAUGGCUGUGGCCUGGGCCUCGUGUCUGGGCAGCAGGGACGGGGAGAACCCAGCACCUUCCCUCUUAUCGCCCUUCAGUUUCUCCUUCCUCUCUUGAGUGAAGGAGGGCAGUGCGUGUGGCUUGGAUGUCACUAGAACACCCCCCCCCCCCCAGGCUGGGCAAAGAGAAACCGGAGCCAGAGAGUGGCUGGUCCCAGCCUCUCUCUGCUCUGCCUGGGCUGUCCAGGGGCCUGCGGUCGGUUUGCCGGGUGGUCAGUGCGCUGCUCACCUGGGCUUCCUACCAGACACUCCCGUAGGUGGCUUCAGCGGGUCAUCCCCUGCCCCGGCUGCUCUGCUCUCAACCCUGCUGGGUCCUAGUCUCCAGGCCUGGCCUCGUUCCCUGCCGCUGCCUCGGCCCGUCAUCUCAUAUGGUGUCAGGAGGAGGUAGACGGAGGGGCACCCUCGUUGGGAUCUCACUGUGCGAGAGGCAGUGGCUUGUUCACUCCUGUGGGAAGAAGUGACUAAAGACCGAAGACUUUUUUCCUUGCAUUAAAAAAAGUUUUAAUUAUGCUGAA
Galeopterus variegatus (Sunda flying lemur) is the source of this 3291-nucleotide messenger RNA. RefSeq names its product EH-domain containing 1 (gene EHD1). Gene Ontology annotation, cellular component: clathrin-coated pit; cytoplasm; presynaptic membrane. Lineage: Eukaryota; Metazoa; Chordata; Mammalia; Dermoptera; Cynocephalidae. Gene Ontology annotation, biological process: clathrin-dependent synaptic vesicle endocytosis; endosomal transport. Gene Ontology annotation, molecular function: GTP binding; molecular adaptor activity; protein binding. The record is from RefSeq and is a predicted model, not a curated record. The transcript has 5 exons. The coding region runs from base 93 to 1697 and encodes 534 amino acids.